This is a messenger RNA of Salvelinus sp. IW2-2015, 1591 nucleotides long. RefSeq names its product odorant receptor 131-2-like. The record is from RefSeq and is a predicted model, not a curated record. Gene Ontology annotation, molecular function: olfactory receptor activity; G protein-coupled receptor activity; odorant binding. Gene Ontology annotation, cellular component: membrane. Lineage: Eukaryota; Metazoa; Chordata; Actinopteri; Salmoniformes; Salmonidae. Gene Ontology annotation, biological process: detection of chemical stimulus involved in sensory perception of smell; G protein-coupled receptor signaling pathway.
CUUUCACUUGAGUCAUUUUAUAAUAAGGUAUCUUUACUUUUGGGUACUUUUUACACCACUGCCUAUACAGUGCUACUGAAGUAAACUGGUAGAAUGAUCAAUAAGUUGUCAACUGGCCAUCUCUCCUCUCAGAUCAUUCUGUUCUUGGGGAGUAUUGGUACCCAUCUCAUGUGUGUGUGUGUGUGUGAGAGAGAGAGAGUGAGUGAGUGAGUGAAAGGGUAGCCCAAUCAGAGAUGAUCUUUACCUUAGGGCCAAUGAUACCAUGAUGUCACUGACUUUGUCCAUUUAUAAAUACAGAGCUCAACAGCACAACUAGUCUGAGGAAGGCUCCCUCAGUCCUACCAAUCACACAGGUUUGUAUUUCAGAUUUCGGUGUACAGAUCUAUGAAUGACUUGUUAGAACUGUCACCUCUGAUUUCUUUUUUUACAGAUUUUGAAUAAUAUUAAUCAGAUAAACAUUUAUGUUUUAGUUUCUUGUAAUAAUAAUGUUCUAAUAGGUUCUCCUCUCAAUCUCUUCUCUCUUUUCAAAGGCACUCAGUAUGGCAGUAACCAAUGAAACCUUUCAGGACACGUCUUUUAUAUAUGAAGAGAUGAUCAUAUUUGAGAUGAAUGAGAGGACUAUGGUUAAAGUGGCAGUGGCAAUCCUGAUGGCUGUAUUUUUUAUCUACAUAAAUUGCGUGAUGAUUUUUGCUAUGAGUAGCAGAAUGACUUUUAUGGAAAUUCCCCGCUACAUUCUCUUCACACAUUUGCUAUUAAAUGACUCCAUGCAGUUGCUGGUCAGCUGCCUUAUGUAUGCGUUUGCCUUGGUUUAUCUACGAUUGGUAAAGGUUGUCUGUGGACUGRUUGUCAUGUUUGGCAGUGGCAUGUCCCGUGUUGCCCCACUUAACUUGGCGUUGAUGUCUCUAGAACGCUAUGCAGCCAUCUGCCUCCCUCUACGGCAUAGUGACAUAGCCACACCCAAAAGAUCUGGCAUUGCCAUUGCUGUCAUCUGGCUUGUCAUAUUCAUAAAUCUUAUAAUUGAUAUGCUUUAUUCUACAGCAAAAGAUCCCGGCUUUUUUGUUACCCCGAUAUUUUGCACACGACAGAAGUUAUUCAUUGCAUUGUGGCAGAUGCAAGUGUUUCAGGGGUUCAAUGCUUUUUGCUUUGUAGCUGUGUCUCUCAUCAUCAUUUACACAUACAUUGCCAUAAUUGUCACAGCCAGGUCUGCCUCCUUUUCUGACAAAACUAAAGCCAGUAAGGCCCACAAGACAGUGCUGCUGCACCUGGUUCAGCUGGGUCUUUCUCUCUCCUCUUUUCUGUACGCACCCAUAGAAAGUGCACUGGCCAGUGUAAGCAGUACUACCAUCUUUAUUGACCUGCGAUACUUCAACUUCCUCUUCCUUAUCAUCCUGCCAAGAUGUCUGAGCCCACUCAUCUACGGGCUGAGGGAUGACGCCGUACGACCCCUGUUCCUACACUACUUAACUUGCAGAACUAGAAAGGUCAAGGCUGCUGUGAUGGUACAAUAGAAAACUUGGCACUAUUUUUCUUCAUGUUCCUUCAAGCCAGAUAACUGACCGGGCAGGUUAAGACAAUUGGGAGCCCAUCGUCA